Molecule: messenger RNA, 656 nt
Organism: Stylophora pistillata
Lineage: Eukaryota; Metazoa; Cnidaria; Anthozoa; Scleractinia; Pocilloporidae
Molecular function (GO): heparin binding; calcium ion binding
Source: RefSeq, a predicted model, not a curated record
AUGAUUGUCGAGUGAUUGAAUUCAAAGAAGGAACAAAAAACAAGAUCUUAAAAAAUCACGUUAUUAGGACAGACCAAGUGCAAGACAAGGAUAUUUGUGAGUUGAGAUGCUAUCUUGAACCAAACUGCGUGUCUUACAACUACGGUCCGCGGGAAGGUGGAACAUUCACAUGCGAGCUGAAUAACAUGACCCACUCACAAGUCUUCGAUUCCUUCGAAGACAAAAGCGGAUUUUUAUACACAGAGAUUUUUAAUCCUUGUGAAAGCAAUCUGUGUGCUAAUCACGCCACAUGUCAAGCGUGGUUUGGUGACCAUGGAUACCGCUGUCUAUGUCCUGCUGGAUAUCAAGAAGUUCAGUGCGAGACAGAUAUCGACGAGUGUAACGAUGGAAGCCAUGACUGUCCCACCAUUGCCAUUUGUACAAACACCGGUGGAUCAUUUGACUGUAGCUGUAAGUCUGGACACCAAGGAGAUGGACGGUCCUUUUGCUCAGACAUUGAUGAAUGCAAUGAUCAUAACCCGCCCUGUGACGAAAAUGCACACUGUGGAAACACUGAUGGCUCUUUCACAUGUUCGUGCAAAGACGGAUACUCUGGAAAUGGACACUUAUGUACAGGUUUGAUCGAUGAUGAGUUGGCUUUGCCUGACUUAGCAUGG